AUGAUCGCCGCCAGCAGUAGCCAAUUGUUUAGGAUGGCGCGAAACCCAGAGUCGAAGAGUGCAGCAAUAUCGGCGACUGUGGAGUGUCUGGGGAGCCUGCGUCAAGCAAUUACUACACCGGAGUUUGGUGACCUUGGAGUGACUAUACUGCCGACAACGUUGAUGCUGGCUACGACGUGUGUUUGCGCUGGGGAUACUACGACCUUUCGGAAGCAUCUCAACGGGGCUCUUCACAUUGUUCAGCGCGACAAAGCGAAGUAUAGUCUGGACCCUUUAUGGUGGAUGAGUCUCAAGUGGCUCGUCCACAUGCUUUUGAUGAAUAGAUUGUCAGGCCUGCCCCUACCUUCACGGCAGACGAAAGGGUUCAUUGACUGGGACUACCUUUUGACAUGUAUGCCUGAUUUAGGCCGCAUUGAUCUCACUUCCGGCUUUUCUCGAGAGCUGGUGACUGUUCUCAAUAUGGUUUGCGAGCUAUCUGAGCCACGUUGCAUGAAUGUCGAUGCAGGUGGCCAAUUGCAUGGAAAUGGCCUAGCACGCAGUGCAUGUUCUCACGAGCUUGAACUUCGAUUGAUCGAGCUUCGGAAAAAGACCGCCUCAACAGUAACAGACACGGUGCUCCGGACAGAACUAGAGACCAGCCAUAGACUGUUCACUGAUGCAACACUACUAUGUCUAUACAGACGAGUUGACGAACUACCCAAGGACAACCCCAAAGUUCAGACAGCAGUGAAAUCGGCCAUCAACUCAUUGCAGAAUAUUCACAAGCAGUCUCCUGUUCAUGCUCAACUCUUGUGGCCACUCCUUGCAGCAGGCUGCGACUCAAUGACUCACGCCGAACGUGUCAUCGUUGUAGAGACGAUGGAGAGCAUGACUGCACGGGGAUUGGGUAGCUACGACAAUGUCCUCGAGUUCAUGAGGGAUUAUUGGAAGCAUGGAGGCGAUAUGAGAUGGGACUUGUUCGCCAAGCAAACAGGAAAAGAUCUCGUACUCUUCUGA
This is a messenger RNA of Fusarium tjaetaba, 996 nucleotides long. RefSeq lists its product as uncharacterized. NCBI's taxonomy places the organism in Eukaryota, Fungi, Ascomycota, Sordariomycetes, Hypocreales, Nectriaceae. The transcript has a single exon. Gene Ontology annotation, cellular component: nucleus. The record is from RefSeq and is a predicted model, not a curated record. Gene Ontology annotation, molecular function: DNA-binding transcription factor activity; transcription cis-regulatory region binding. Gene Ontology annotation, biological process: positive regulation of transcription by RNA polymerase II. Bases 1 to 996 code for a protein of 331 amino acids.